Molecule: messenger RNA, 1399 nt
Organism: Tinamus guttatus (white-throated tinamou)
Lineage: Eukaryota; Metazoa; Chordata; Aves; Tinamiformes; Tinamidae
Gene: EHF
Product: ETS homologous factor
Biological process (GO): regulation of transcription by RNA polymerase II; cell differentiation
Cellular component (GO): nucleus
Molecular function (GO): DNA-binding transcription factor activity, RNA polymerase II-specific; sequence-specific DNA binding
Source: RefSeq, a predicted model, not a curated record
UAGUACCCGUGUUUACCUAACCUACUGUUCUUUAGACAGUCUUCCCAUUGCCACAGUUAAGGAUUUCCAUUCCAGAAUCUGCAGCUAAAUGAGAUCAUGAUUUUGGAAGGAGCCGGCAGAAUGAGUAUCAAUUCCAGCAGCAACCUACUCCACCAGCAGCCUUCCUGGACAGAAGGAUACUCCACAUGCAAUGUGUCCAGCAGUUUCUAUGGAACACAGUGGCACGAAAUCCAUCCACAGUACUGGACCAAGUUUCAGGUCUGGGAGUGGCUGCAGCAUCUCCUCGACACCAACCAGCUGGAUGCCAACUGCAUACCUUUCCAGGAGUUUGACAUCAACGGGGAGCACCUGUGCAGCAUGAGUCUGCAGGAGUUCACGCAGGCAGCGGGCACGGCAGGGCAGCUGCUCUACAGCAACCUUCAGCACCUAAAAUGGAACGGUCAGUGCGGAAGUGACAUGUACCAAUCUCAUAAUGUCAUUGUGAAGACAGAACAAACAGAUCCGUCGUUAAUGGUGUCCUGGAAAGACGAGAAUUAUCUGUAUGACAGUGGCUAUGGUAGCACAGUAGAGUUAUUGGACAGUAAAACAUUCUGUCGCGCUCAGAUCUCCAUGACCGCACCUAGCCACCAGCCGCCUGAUUCCUCAGAAGUGAAAAAAACACAAGAGCAUACCCCAAAGGCCCACACCAAGAAGCACAACCCUCGAGGAACCCAUCUCUGGGAAUUUAUUCGAGAUAUUCUUCUCAAUCCCGAGAAAAACCCAGGGUUAAUCAAGUGGGAAGACCGGUCAGAAGGUGUCUUCAGAUUUUUAAAAUCUGAAGCUGUGGCUCAGCUCUGGGGAAAGAAGAAAAACAACAGCAGCAUGACCUAUGAGAAACUCAGCCGGGCCAUGAGAUAUUAUUAUAAAAGAGAAAUCCUGGAGCGUGUGGAUGGUCGGAGAUUAGUAUAUAAAUUUGGAAAGAAUGCCCGUGGCUGGAGAGAAAAUGAGAAUUAAAUAUGUCUAAAAACAACGUUUGAAACAACUGGAUGUAAAUAUUCAAAGACUAUUUUCUUAUAUUUAUGUACCAAACUGGGGUGAAAAAAACAUUUUACUUCUGUCGGGAAGAAGGAACAUUAGCAUUAUUGGUGUUAAAAUUAUUUUAUUUGAAGUAUGUCCUGUAUGGGGAAAAAAUGUACACAGUUUUCUGUGAUAUAUGAUAACAUUAUAGAAUUAUGAUUGUUUUCCCUUCUUGUGAAGUUUUUCUCUUUUUUAAAAAAAUCAUACAGGCAUAAUGUGAUUUAUGACAAUGCUGUGAGUCAUGCAAAGAAAGGGAAGGAGGGAAAUACUAGGGCAUUUAGUGAGUACAAUAAUCCACUUCAGAAGGUGAGAAUAAGUGGAGAAAACAGUAAGCAUCUCUGAG